CACACGCUCCUGCCCUCCCUUAUUUUCUCCCUCAGUCGUUCUCUCUCUCUUCUCGCUCGUCCCGUGCCUCUGCAGUGGUUCAUUCUCUCCUGCGCCGGCUGCCGACACACACGGCACCCCUCCUCUCCACCCCUCCUCUGUCCACUCAUCCCAGCAUGCGGCACCUAAUCAGGGGUAAGACCGACAGCCUCUGCCCUGGACUUGAAGAGGAGCUCUACGGCUGCUGCUAAAUAAAUGCAGCGUUUUCUGCGUCUGCACACACACUGAGUGACACAGACCGUCAGCGAGCCACUGCCGGCAAGUGCGAGCCACAAAUCACGAGAAAAACGACGGAGGAGGUGCUCCCUCACUGGGACACACUGCAGAGGAGACCAGCAGGCACUCUUUGGAGACAAUUUUGGUGUGUUUUGAUUUUGGAACACCCCUCCCUCACACCCAUCCCACCCAGGACACAUAUUCACCCAGCCAGCAACCAGACGGUCAAGUGGUCAAGUGAGCAGACAUGGAGUUGCAACAAGGUAGAAGAUCAUCCCAGCACAGGUGUGCGAGGUCCGGGGACACAUUACAUGCAGGUCUGGUCGUCACACUUUUGAUCGGAGUGUGGUAUGCCCAGGCGUUGGAGGUGACUACAGGAAAAGUUCAUUUCGUGGAGGUUUUGAAUGGAAGUUCAGUCCUCCUACCCUGCACUUACUCAAGUUGCAUUGGGAUUAAAAAUCUUUAUUUUAACUGGCAGUUUAAAGACAACGGAACAAUGGUUAAGCUUUGUGAGGCAACCAUCACAUCUGAAGGGGUGGAACCUCGCGUCAUGAUCUAUCAUAUGCGGGUUGAGUUUGUUGGCUCCAGUAAGCAAAACAACAUUUCUAUCCUGCUGCACAACGUCACUUUUGAGGACCAGGGAGAAUACAUCUGCUUCGCCCGUAACUAUAAGGAAAAGGACCGCAACCACAGCGCCACCUACACUCUUUAUGUAGUAGAAGAACUGAAAGUGGUGGACAACACGCUGACGCUCAUCAUUGUGUCCGUGUUGGGGGGCGUCAUAGGUCUGAUCAUCCUCAUCAUGGUGAUAAAAGCUGUAGUCCAGACUGUUCUCAGCAAGGUCCAGGAAAAGAAUAAAGAGUGCCUUGUGAGCUCUACAGGGAACGACAACACGGAAAAUGGCCUACCUGCUUCCAAAGCAGACAGCAAACCGACACCAAAGGCAUGAGGAUAAGAAUGUAUGUGUACAUAUAUGAGCACACGUGUAUAUGUAUACAUGCAUACGUACAUAUAACAGAUUGAAAGGAAGUCAUAACAACGGACAGUUUUAUUCUCUCUAUCUUAUAAAAAAAAUGCUACAUAUAUAAAAUAUAUUUUAGAUUGUGCUUGAGGAAACAUAUAAGAUGCCGGCUGGAUCAUACAACCUCUGCUAGAAAAAAAAUGAUUGAUGGUACAGUGGUGUGCCUCCAUUCUGCUCUAACUUAUCUACAUACGCACACUGCCUUGUUCACAAACUGCCAAUCCGUUUAAUGCUUGACAGCACAAAAUCCACGUCACGUAAUGUUUGCGCGAACUUUUCCAGUGCAACUUUACACACCUUCACAGUGCAUUCCAAACGUUCCCGUUAGCGACGAUACAAAUGCCUUUGCGGAAGAAUAACAGACGCGCAAACAAAGAAAACAAUUUUCACGUAAACCACGGGUGCCUCUCGGAAUUAGAAUAUGUUUACCACAAACCCAAGCAGCUAACAGACUCAGAUUAUUAACCAGUCCUACUAAAGAAAAUAAAGAGCAGGAUGUGAGAGCACUGGAAGGCCAAAAACAUUCUCGGCACAACUAUAUAGGCGCACUGGAAGAGCUUGGUAGCAUAUAUUGUUGUGGUGAUAACCUUUGUACUUAAGGGGGCAACAGAGGUACCAUUAAAUGUCUACUAUAAUUACACUGGAAGUGUCAUAUUGAUCAACAGCUAAAAGAUGGUUUCUCUGCCAUCAUGUUAACUGAUUAAAGCAAAACUGUAUGUAGAAGUUGAGCGUUUACAUUAAAACCUGCCAUAUUUGAAAAUGCGGUGCAUGCUUUUGCUAUGCAUUGCAUUUUGGUACAUUUUAAAAUGAAAUUGGUUUGUAAGCAUUUGCAUGUGUUUACGUGGGGAAUGUUUCAGGCCUAGGAUGAAUGUUUUAAGGACUUUCCAGAAAUGCAGAUAAGGGGUAUAUAUACAUGAUCCAGCCCGGCACUGUAUAGUUUUCUUUUUAUUUGAAUUUUAUGUUCUGCUUUAGAUGAAACACAGGUGCCUGUAAACGCUUCAAGCUCCACAUGCUUCCCGGGAGCCUUCAAACGCUAUAGAAAUAACUUAAACAAUGCUCACAUAAGAUGCAAAAAUACAAAAAAAAGACAAAAAAUAUAAAGACAAUCCCCAAAAAGCAACUCCCUGUAGAAAAUGAAUGAUCUUCCAAUGCUGCUUUUACCAAUAACCAAUAACUUUCUUAAAUGCAUGUAAACAAUUUUAUACAUCUAGUGUAUGUUUCCAUUUCUCCAAACUGUGUUUUCCUGUCUCUCCAGACGUAAAUAAUCCAUCAGUGCUUGUUGUACGUGGUUGUAUGCCACCCGUGCUAGAAUGUCUUGUACAUGUCUAACAUACAGUCUUGACAUGUGCCACUGUAAUAAACUGGUAAAGCUUGCCAUUCAAAUGCCACAAAGCACCAAACAAAUGCGUUUAAUUUAAGCAUUACUGCCCUAUUGUGAAUUUUGCCUUUGGCAUUUGAAUAGCAAGCUACCUUUGUGAGCUUAACUGCACUUGAAAAACAAAACAAUUAUCCUCACAAAUUAUUCAUCCAAUCAUCUACUAUACAGAUAAAACAUAUUUCUGUGACAAAAUGUAAAAGUAAUGAAUUUAAAUAGCCCUUUGAAUGGCUAGUUAACGUCUCUGCUUAACAGCAAAUAACAGCCUAAACAAGCGUAUAGUGGUCUAGUGGUCUAAAAUGGCCACCAAGUCAGUCAGAUAGUUUGUUUGUUGAAUGAUUCAAGAGGGGUUUGAGAAGGGAUAUUAGGAUGGGAACACAACCUGUUAAAACCAAUUAACUUGGCAUAUAUGGCAAAUAAAUAUAUGUUAAAAUAUAUUUUUAAAUAUAUUUCAAAAUAUACAAAAAAUGGCCAACAUAUAUAUUUGCUGCAAUAUAUUUUUUGGCCAUUUUUUGUAUAGACCGUUUCAGCAGUAACAACAUAAACAAGCGGCUGUCGCGGUCCGCACAUAACUUCCGGUAAACUCCGCUAAGAAUAAAUAACAACAAAGUUCUUUAAACGUAGUUUAUUUAUAUAACAAGCAAAAAAACAACACAUAGAUUACCUACACUGUAAAAAAUACUUUGCUGCCUUAAAAUUUUUUGUUGAAUCAACUCAGAUUUACAAGUCAUUUCAACUUACUAUUAUUUAUCUUGACUAGAGAUGAGUUGUUAUAACUACAGGUGAGUUGUUAAAACUAAUAAAUUUAAGUUGACUUUUCUCAACUAUAUUUUAUAAGUUGUGACAACUAAUUUCUGUUGACAUGACUCGUAAAUCUGAGUUGAUUUAACAAAAAAUUUUAAGGCAGCAAAGUUUUUUUUACAGUGAACCAAAACAUUUGUUAUUUUCGACGAGGCAUUCGUUCAAGAGAUCAGUUUAGUAACUAGUCAAACCGGAAGUAAGGUUAGGAUCCAGACGUGUAUCACAUGCGUCCGAUGAAACCGUCUAUAUUUUGAAAUAUAAAUGCAUUAGUAAAUACAUUGUAAAUUUCCUUUUUACAUUUUUAGUCCUUCAUAUAUUUCAAUCCAAGGAAAUAUAUUCACAUCGCAUUGGAAGAAAAAAAUUGUUUAUGUUACGAAUUUUCAACUUCAAAAAAUUCUUUAUAAAAUUAACUUGUAUUUAGCAUAUAUUUAAAUUAUAUAUGGGAUGUAAAUUAGAAAUGUAUUUGCUUGCUCUUAAAAUACAUUUUAAAAUAUAUAUUGAUAUAUGAUGGUUAAAACUAAAUAUAUUUCCAAAUUCAAAAAUAUAUUCAAUUGAGCAUUACAUCCUACAAAAUGUAUUUGGAAUAUAUUAAAAAUAUAUUUUUGGCCAGAGAAAUGUAUUUUUUUUUUGCCAUAUGGGUAUAGCGUGGUUAAAACUGUUGACCUUUUUAGCAGGGCUAUAACUAGCAUUAGCAUAAACCUCUCAAAUCCCAAGACAUAUGGUUAGCUUGUUGCUACUGUAAUACUAGGAGAUCGACUACAGGAACUGUUUUGUUUAUCAAAAAAAAAAUUUAAAAUCUUGCAUUAUUUAGGAUUCAAGGGCCAAAACAAAAUGGCUAGUGGAAGAUAAAUGAUUCAUUGUGGCAUAUUUUGUGUGUUUGUUGUUGUUAAAGCCAUUAAGUGCAGCUCGCAUUCAAAUCCAUGUUGACUUAUCAUGUAAAUGUAAAUGCAACGUCAUAACAUGAAAUGAAUGUCACUUUGCCGCAAAAAUGCAACGAAACCCUCACUAGUCUUCCCGCCAUAACCCAAAGAUGAAUGUACGCGGAGGCUGUAGUUAUGGCAUAGCAAAGAGGGGUGUUGUUUCUGGGCACUUUAUUUAUGUACAUCAACAUAACAGUGUUUAGAUUGCUCAUUGUAAUUUUAGAGCGAAAAGCGAUGUUGAAUUUGUGCAGUUGAAUGCCUGCUGUGGUGAUGCUGAGAUGUGGAAUAUGUGAUAUCAUAUAUAGAUGAACAGAAAUAGUUAAUAAGCUUGAAUGGCUGUAUCUCUAAUAUCUGCACAUAUAUAGAAGUCUUCCAAUACACUUGACCCUCUCAACAGUUUGGGGUGCUAGGCAGAGCAGUAUGAAAUAUUUCAUUCGUGUCGCCAGUCACACUUUAAGUACUUUAAGAAGGUCAUCAUGUCAUUCACUUAAAUCACUAAAGGGAUAGUUCACCCAAAAGUGAAAAUUCUGUCAUCAUUUACUUUUUCUUUAACACAACUGCACCUAUAUUGACUUCCAUUUUUAUUCCUAUAUCUAACUAUACCUUAAGAAAUUGAUUAUAACUUAUAAUGAAAAUUUUAUUAUAGUUUAUGACACUUCAUGUUAAUAAAUGACCUAUGGCUGUCACUAUUCACUAUUUCUUACAUAGUUCACAUAUAUAGUCCACUUUAAUUCAGUAGUAGUGAAUUAAGACACCAAGCACCAGAAGCAUUGUGUCCAGAUGCGGGAUUUAAUUUGGCACGCACCUCACAAGUGUGAAUCAUUUGUACACUCGUUAUUGGGGUGCGUUAUGGUAAGAAAAUAUUAUAAAUAUUAUAAUAAAAAUUAAAAUAUAAUUUUGGACAUUACACAAAAUAGCCCUUCCCUUAAAAGUGACAUAUAAUAAAAAUCUGACAUUUUCCAUGUUUAAGUGCUAUAAUUGGGUCUCUUCUAUCAACCUAGAAAAUGUGAAAAAGAUCAACCCAGUAACUUAGUUUUGGUCAACCAUUCCCUGCAAGCUUGUGAAAAAAUAGGUCAUUGAAAUUUGUCUCCCCUUGUGAAGUCAGAAGGGGAUAAUACCGCCCCUUAAUCUGCACUAUCCAACCAUGGCACUGCCAUUUAGUGCAGAGAUCAACUCAUUGGCAUUUAACAGGCACAUUUUUGCUCACACAUACAAAGAAGCAAUUUUAGCAUGCUAUAAUGAAUAUUUACAUAGUAUUUUGAGCUAAAACUUCACAUAUGGGGACACCAAAGGUUAAUUUGACAUCUUAAAAAAUCUUGUGAAAUGUCCCCUUUAAAUAGUACACUAUUUAUUUAAAUUAAGGCAUCAUUUUCAUCUAGGACCAGGAUAAGCCCUGUCCGGAAAAAACACCCCUUGAAGUUUUUACUGUUGUGUUCCAAUGAACAAAUAACAAAGCAGGUUUUUGAGCAAUAUGUGGGUAUGACAGAAUUUUCAUUUUUCGGGUUUCUUUAAAUAGCAUGUUUGAUUUGGAGAAAAGUUUUAUGCUGCUCUCAGUGCACUGUUUAAACGUACUGUCGGUCAUGUGGUUAGUGUCCUAAUAGUUGUUGAGAGUCCAGCUGUUGUCAUCUGUGUGGAGGUGAUACUGAUCACUUCCUCUCUCUUUUUUGUCUCUCUAAUAUACACAGUGGUUAGUCAGUUUCUAUGAGAUCUCCCUUGGCCUUUUAAAUUCAUUUAUGGGUGAAUGUUUUAACAUGUGCUACUUGCAGCUUGUUGCCUUUUGUCAUUUGCAGUUAGCGUUUAUAGAUUAACCAAUGCAUAAACUGAGAUUAUGUAGAACAGCAAUACUGUAAAAAGAAAGGAAAAAAGUGGCUAUGGGCCUAAAGAAUGAACUGAUGUAUGCAAAAAAGGCAACUUGAACAGAUCUUUUGUGCGAUUUGAUUAUUUAGCUUCUUUGUACUAUAGUUUUUAAAUGCUGAUUCAUUUUUUUUGUGACUUCAUACGCAUAGAUCUUAUUUCUCAUAAAUACUUUGUUUUAAAUAUUAAAUAUAUACUGAUGAGGUUUGUAGCUGUAUAGCAAUCUAGAUGUGUUUAAAUCUGAUGACUAUGUCUGCAGGAACGGAUGAGAUUAAUAAGCAAAAUCUAGGAUUGGCUAGUAAUGUCUAAGCAUGCAGGUUGCAUCUGCAGUGCAUUAUAUAUCUAAAUAGUGAUGCACUAAUGCAUCUGCGGGCUUCUGCUGUGUUGUUCUCUGAGUUUGUGCACUUAAAGGAAAACAGCAGGGAGAUUUAAAGAGAUACGUCUCAUUUAACAAACAGGAAAACCAUAUCAACUCCACUGUCUCCAACUUAUUGCAAUGCAUGCUACAUACAUAUUUAAAGCUAGUAGCCUAAAUACUUACAGCUGCAUUUUAAAGCAGGCUUGAUCUUGGUUGAAAAAGAAGUAUUUAUAAGGAAUACUUUAUGUGUGCUUUAUAUGCACAGUCUUUUGUCUGUAUUUUGAGGUGAGAACUUGCUGUACUGGUGAAAAGACAAAACCUUGCACUCUUUUAAAAAUCUUGUACUAUGUUCAUUUGAGAGUUUGGCUCUCUUCGAUUUGAUGGUUUGUGUUUAGGCAUAGAUUGUGAUUUUUUAAGUGUUGGUUCAGAAAAUAUGACUCUAAACUGGAUUUCACUGCCUGGGUGACUGAAUCAUUCUCACUGCCAAACUAAAAGAGCAGAGGUGGGCAAACUACAGCCUGCGGGCCACAUAAAACAAGGGCCAUAUAGGGCCUGCAAGGCAGUUUAUUUGUCUGUAGAAAAUUAGGUCAAAUCAACAUAUAUAUGUCUUUUUAACUUAACAGAUUAAGUUAAACAUGUCAACUUGUUUUUAUUAGUCAUUUCAAUUUAUCUUUCAAAACUAAGUUGUAUUAACUUCAUGUUGCAUUUUUUUGUUUUUUUCAUUUUAAAGUAUUAAAUAUUCUAGUAGUUGAGGAUUUUCUCCAUAAUGAAUAAUUUAAUGCAAUAUAAACAAAAUCCUGUAUUCCCUAUAUUCAGAUUUUCACGUUGGUGGAUAUACUGUAAACUUAUAGUUAUAUACAUUAGCAAUGCACUUCAUUUAAACCUUUAUUUAAGGUAAAAAGUGCAAAAAUAAAGGAUUACCUUUAUUUAAAAAAAAAUAAUCAUGGUUUAACUAUAGUAAGCAUAGUUUUUUUUACAUCUAUAGUUACAACAAAUUUACUGUGGUUCCGCCAUAAUAGUCUACCACCAUGGUAUUUGUUGUAAAACUUUGGUAAUACAAAUGGUAAUCAACCUGCCAAAAACAUGGUUACUAUAUGUUUACUAUAAAUAAACCGUGGUUAAUUUUCCUACGGCUAGUAGUGGUAAAUAUGUCUCACAAUGAAAUUGCAUUGAAAGUUAUUUUUCCAGUAUUGUACAUUAUACAUCUAAUUUCAUAUUUGUUGUAUAUGAAGGGUGGAGAUGCAGGAAUUUGUGUUUUUUUAUGUAAAAAAGUGUUCUAGGUAGAGAUGAUACAAGGAACUGCAUGUCCAGUUAUAGAUACAGUACAACAAAUGACUGUCAGUUUGUGAUAAAUUAAAAUCCCUAAUUUGUCAUGCACAUAGUAACCCAUCACUUCACAAAAAUUGGAUGUGGCCCUCGAGUUUGCCCACCCCUGCAAUAGAGUGUGAGCAUUGCUAUCUGCUCUAUCAACACAUUCCAGGACUCUCUGUCUCCCUCUGGUGGAUUUAAACACUAACAACAAUUUUAAAAAGAUCAAGUAUUCCAGUCACACUGGCUAUGUUCAGAAUAGUUUACAGGACAUAUUACACAAUAUAAUGUCUGGUAUUCUUUUAUAAAAUAGUGAUCAGAACUGAAUCCAUAAACAAGUUGAAAAUAGAAGGUCGAGUCGAGAGAAUUCCAUUGCUUUGUUUUCUGUGCUGUAUUGUGUACAUAUAGCAAAUGUAGUACAGUAGGCCAUCUGGGAAUUUCAUGAAUAGUGUACAAAUAGCAUGAGUAGUAUGGUAGCCUAAUAUUUGCUAUUCUGAAUAUAGCCAUUGUCAGGAACAAAUGUAGUUUUAGUACUCUUUGUACACUAAAUAGACUAGUCAAUUUUAGGACAUUUUAAUCUUAUAAGUAAAACAAGACAACAGUUUAAAGGGUAAAUAUUUUUUCAAAGCUUAAACAGAUGCCCUGCUUUACCACCCAUCAGUGCACCCAGGACAAAGUUCCCUAUUUUUGAUUCACUUCCUUAUUUUGUUGUUUUUGUGAAAGGUCAACAUAGCAAAUGAUUGAAUAACGGGCAACCUGCUAGAUUUUGAUCACUGGCUCUGACGGGCACUUUAAAAGCGUACAAGCACACAUCAUGCACUCAGAAAAAAAAAGGAAGGAAAAUGAACAUGUAUGUACAGCUUUUGUCUUUAAAUUUCCCUUUGUACCAAUGUCUGUCAUAUUCAUUUCUCAUUGACUAUGCACCUCAGUAGAUUUCUCUGAUUGUAUAGAAUAAACUAAUAAACUAAUGAAUAUAUCAAAAACAACACUAUAUGAAAUAAAGGUUUGCAUAAAAAUA
Messenger RNA from Paramisgurnus dabryanus, 8910 nucleotides. It is a transcript of the gene scn4ba, whose product is annotated as sodium channel, voltage-gated, type IV, beta a. Gene Ontology annotation, cellular component: voltage-gated sodium channel complex; plasma membrane. Gene Ontology annotation, biological process: cardiac muscle cell action potential involved in contraction; regulation of ventricular cardiac muscle cell membrane repolarization; regulation of sodium ion transmembrane transporter activity. The record is from RefSeq and is a predicted model, not a curated record. NCBI's taxonomy places the organism in Eukaryota, Metazoa, Chordata, Actinopteri, Cypriniformes, Cobitidae. Gene Ontology annotation, molecular function: sodium channel regulator activity; transmembrane transporter binding.